Molecule: messenger RNA, 342 nt
Organism: Miscanthus lutarioriparius
Lineage: Eukaryota; Viridiplantae; Streptophyta; Magnoliopsida; Poales; Poaceae
Source: the annotation of a GenBank genome assembly
AUGGUCGACAACAAUGGCCGCAACACCUUCCACGUCUCCGUCACCAGCGCCAUGGAGAACGCUCUCCGAUGCCUGAUCUGCCUUGUCCGUCCUGCGGAGCUUCUUAACCGCAUCAACAUCAACGGCCACACGCCACUGCACCUCGCCGCCAAAAUAAACCACGUUGAGCGCGAGCUGCUGCUUCUCAAUGACCGCCGUGUAGACCCCUACGUCCACGAUGGAGAUCGCCUGAUGGCACGUUGCCUCGUCGAGAAAUGGAUGCGCACCGGCAUGACGGAUACCUACCAGAUGCACUUCUGGAAUCAGCUCAAGCAGAAGGAGUCCAAGAUGGGCAAGGGGUAG